Musa acuminata AAA Group (dessert banana) is the source of this 819-nucleotide messenger RNA. RefSeq names its product protein LURP-one-related 6-like. The transcript is spliced from 3 exons. The record is from RefSeq and is a predicted model, not a curated record. Lineage: Eukaryota; Viridiplantae; Streptophyta; Magnoliopsida; Zingiberales; Musaceae. Bases 89 to 691 code for a protein of 200 amino acids.
GAUAUAUUAGCUCGAUGGACGCAGGCCGGGAGAAGGCCAAGGCAGCGAGAACUGCUUCUUCCUCUCACUCAGCUAGUUCAAGGGAAACAUGGGUGGGUCGAGCAACGUGAUGCCCGUCAUUAGCAAGAUCUACUGCUCCUCCUCGCCCACGACGCUGACGGUGAGGAAGAGGCCUCACGUCAUCAAUGGAGGUGGCUUUGUGGUGAUGAACGCCAGCCAUGGUGCGGUUUUCGUGGUGGAAGGUUGCGGAAUCCUCGGAGUCAAGGGGGAGUUGGCGUUGAAGGACGGUGACGGAGGGCUGAUACUCUCCAUCAGCAAAAGGGGAGGAAUCGCCCAAGCUCUGAGCACCCGCCGCAGAUGGAGCGGGUACUUGACGGACUUCGAGGGAAGGAAGAAGUCGGUGUUCAGCUUGACGGAUCCCAAGUGCCCGAUGAGCAACGCCAUCAGGAUCCAUCUUGAAUCCAGCGGACACAGCGGAGGCUGGGACUUCCAAGUUCACGGGUCCUUCGUCGACAGGACAUGCACCAUCGAGGAUUACAGCGGAGACAUCGUUGCGCAGCUCGGAGCGACGGACAUGGUCGGCGGCAAGGAGUUGUACCAGGUGACGGUGCAGGCGGGCUACGACCAAGCGUUCAUCGUUGGGGUGCUUGCCGUCCUCGACAACAUCCACGGGGAAUCCACUCGGUGCUGAUGAAGAUAACAUAAGCCUUUCCUCGUUACUGCUAAUUAGAGAUAGAUGAGAAGAAGCUUCUUGACAUGGUUGCAUGUAACAUCAUAAAACCAAUCAUGACUUACUCUUCUAGUCUUCAUUAUCUUUUA